Brassica rapa (field mustard) is the source of this 318-nucleotide messenger RNA. RefSeq lists its product as uncharacterized. NCBI's taxonomy places the organism in Eukaryota, Viridiplantae, Streptophyta, Magnoliopsida, Brassicales, Brassicaceae. The record is from RefSeq and is a predicted model, not a curated record.
AUGGUGUUCAACGGCGGGAGUGUUAUGUCGGUAGCCCUUUUGUCGGCUGAUAUUUGGCAGCGAGCAAGGAUGAUACCACCGUCGGACCGCAUAAGCAGCCGGGAAAUGCUUGACCUUGUCUGCUUAUUCCCGCUACAGGAACUGGGUCGAUUCGCUGUGUGGUUUUUGACCGUUCUCUGUCUUCCUCCGCCAGGUUUGCUUUAUCCUGAAGUUGACGAAGAAGAAGAAGACGAUCGUGAUGAUCACGCUUUCGCUUAUAGAUCAUCUUCAGCUAGCAUCGCUACAUAUCAGAAUCACUUCCAUCUGCAUUUUGAGUGA